Molecule: messenger RNA, 663 nt
Organism: Salvia splendens (bonfire salvia)
Lineage: Eukaryota; Viridiplantae; Streptophyta; Magnoliopsida; Lamiales; Lamiaceae
Product: LOB domain-containing protein 27
Exons: 1
Coding region: 1-663 (220 amino acids)
Source: RefSeq, a predicted model, not a curated record
AUGACUGUCAAGGGCGGAACCACCCCAGCCUGCGCCGCCUGCAAAUACCAACGCCGCAAGUGCAGCCCGGCCUGUCCCCUCGCCCCUUAUUUUCCGGCCAACCAGCCCAAGAUGUUCCAAAACGUCCACCGCCUCUUCGGCGUCUCCAACGUCACCAAAAUCUUAGAGAAGCUCACCAACAAGCUGGAUAAGGACGACGCCAUGCGUUCGAUAAUCUACGAGUCCGACAUGCGAGAGCGCUUCCCAGUGGCCGGCUGCUGCGGCGUGCUUUCGCACCUGUAUCAGCAGCUGAUGGCUGCAACCAAGGAGUUGGAAUACGUAAACGCUACCCUACAGCUUUGCAGGGAAGCGAGCCGGAAACAGGUGCUCAAGCAUGGCCCGAUGGCCGAGCUUGUACGGGAACAACAAUUGCAACAGAUGGUUGAGCGGGAACAGCAACAACAUAUAGUCGAGUAUGGAGGUGAGCAGUUUGUUUUAAAUGAUGGCGCGGAUAUGAUUGAGGCGUUUGGAUUGCAGAAGACGGAUGUUGUUUUUGAUACGGAAGAAGAAGAUGUUUUUGAUAGUGAAGCGCAGCAAUUUAGCAAUAAUAUAAUAGUAUUUGAUCAUGAGAGAAGAUCUUAUUAUAAUCCCACUACUAAACAUGAAGAAUUUGAAUCAAGGUAA